Messenger RNA from Dendrobium catenatum, 585 nucleotides. RefSeq names its product ACT domain-containing protein ACR4-like. The transcript is spliced from 3 exons. The record is from RefSeq and is a predicted model, not a curated record. The annotation marks the transcript as partial. Lineage: Eukaryota; Viridiplantae; Streptophyta; Magnoliopsida; Asparagales; Orchidaceae.
AUGGCAAGUAUUAUGGAGGACCACCACUUCCCUGGUGAGCUAUGGGGGGUGCGACUACGAAGCCCCACAGCGUGUCGGAUCCACACAGAGCGACGAUUGCAUCAAAUGUUACAACAAUUUAAGGAUUAUGAUAUUGGACCCCCUCCAUUGCCUAUCGAGGGUGAUCAGUUGAGCUUAGCCACUACUAUCAUGGAGGCUAAUAAGAGGUUUGGGUAUGGCAAUGCAAGCAAUAGAGUGGUGUCCAAACCUCAAGUGUCUAUUGAAAGUUGGAGGGAGAGGGAUUACUUGGUUGUGAAUGUGAGCAGUAGUGAUAGACCUAAACUAAUGUUUGACUCAGUGUGCACUCUAACAGAUUUAGAUUAUGAUGUAUUUCAUGGCUCCAUCAACACCGAUGGAUCAGUUGCAAUUCAGGAAUACUUUGUGCGGCAUAUGAAUAAGUGCACUCUCCUCAAUGAGAUCGAAAGGCAGAGUUUAGUUCGAAGUUUGGCGGCGGCCGUUGAAAGGAGAAUGUCACAAGGGCUAAAGGUGGAGGUGCGCAGUUUGAAUCAUCAAGGUCUACUUUCAAACAUGAGGAGAGUAUUAAGA